Molecule: messenger RNA, 369 nt
Organism: Lentinula edodes (shiitake mushroom)
Lineage: Eukaryota; Fungi; Basidiomycota; Agaricomycetes; Agaricales; Omphalotaceae
Exons: 3
Coding region: 1-369 (122 amino acids)
Source: RefSeq, a predicted model, not a curated record
AUGCGAGCGUCACUCUGCGCACGUCUUGUCCUCUUGCUCGCAGCUGGUAUAGCCCAAGUGCAUUCCCUCCAGAUAGAUGUCCCUUCCGAAUGGGAACGUCGAUGCGAAAUACCCAUAACCUUCACGCGUGAGACGGAAGAUGACCCAGAGACGUUUGCCUUGGCAUAUAUCAUCGAAGAUGACCCACAGUUCACGAGCUUCUUUGCCACACCCACUGAUACAGGGUUGACUCCUCAAACAGUACUUUUUGCUAUUGCUUCUCCAGGGGUGUUUGGUAUCGAAGCUAUGGAUGUCAGCAAGACCGCGGUUCUGGCCACGAGCACACCAUUCUCGCUGUCAGACUCAAUUGACCCUUGUCCGCCAGUAUGA